AUGGUAAACCACAUGCGUUCAGUCUUGUUACGCUACGUCGGAAUAUGUGUGAUAGCGACGUGUUUCAUUCUACUGCUAAUCAGCGGUUUGCCAAGUGCAUUGGAUACUUGCAAGUGCGAAGAACAACUGGAUCGUGAUCUGCAGCACGAGCGGUUCCACAAGAGCUUCCGGUUCGAGAAUACGGAUCAAAAAAGGCUUGCCAUAGUAGUGCCCUUUCGAGACCGGUUCGAUGAGCUGCUACAGUUCGCCCCGCACAUAGCACUGUUCCUGAGCAAACAGGGCGUUCCGUUUCACAUAUUCGUCGUGAACCAGAACGAUCGAUUCCGAUUCAAUCGCGCAUCGUUGAUAAAUGUUGGCUUCCUGCAGGUUCGGGACAAAUACGACUACUUUGCGAUGCACGAUGUCGAUCUGCUUCCGCUGAAUGACAAUCUGCGAUACGAGUUUCCUGCCGACGGACCGCUACACAUUUCCGGGCCCGAGUUCCACCCGAAGUACCAUUAUGCGGCAUUUAUCGGUGGCAUACUGUUGCUUCGCAUGGAACAUUUCGAGCAGCUGAACGGAAUGUCGAACCGUUACUGGGGCUGGGGUCUGGAGGAUGACGAGUUUUAUGUGCGCAUCCGGGAGGCCGGUCUUGAGGUGACCCGGCCGAAAAACAUUACGACCGGCACGAACAACACAUUCCUGCAUGUGCACGACCGUGUGCACAGGCGGCGAGAUACGACGAAAUGUUUUAAUCAGCGCGAAGUAACGAGGAAGCGUGACCGGGAAACGGGUCUGGGUACGGUGCAGUAUUCGAUCCACAGCCGCCGAGAGAUGACAAUCGAUGGCGUUCCGGUGACGGUGCUGAAUGUUGAUCUGUUCUGCGACAAGCAGAAAACCCCCUGGUGCGAGUGUGAACCCAAAACGGACAAUGCGAACGUAAAGGUUCCGAAGAAAAAAUCCUCCUAA
Molecule: messenger RNA, 948 nt
Organism: Anopheles marshallii
Lineage: Eukaryota; Metazoa; Arthropoda; Insecta; Diptera; Culicidae
Gene: beta4GalT7
Product: beta-1,4-galactosyltransferase 7
Exons: 2
Coding region: 1-948 (315 amino acids)
Biological process (GO): proteoglycan biosynthetic process; carbohydrate metabolic process
Molecular function (GO): xylosylprotein 4-beta-galactosyltransferase activity
Source: RefSeq, a predicted model, not a curated record